Molecule: messenger RNA, 749 nt
Organism: Teleopsis dalmanni
Lineage: Eukaryota; Metazoa; Arthropoda; Insecta; Diptera; Diopsidae
Gene: Tom20
Product: mitochondrial import receptor subunit TOM20 homolog
Exons: 4
Coding region: 158-673 (171 amino acids)
Biological process (GO): protein import into mitochondrial matrix; protein targeting; tRNA import into mitochondrion
Cellular component (GO): mitochondrial outer membrane translocase complex; mitochondrial outer membrane
Molecular function (GO): transmembrane protein transporter activity
Source: RefSeq, a predicted model, not a curated record
GUAACAAGGAUUGAUGAUAUAUGUGUUUCGAUAUCAAUUUGUAGCAAUCCAAAUUAGUAAAAUAAGUAAAAAUUAAAACUUAACAUAAAUAUAGUUUUACAGUGGAUAUUGGAUUUUAUCCGUGUGACGUUUUGUGUUCAGUGGUAGAAUAAUUGGAAUGAUUGAGCUAAGCAAAACUGUGAUUGGUAUUGCUGCUGGUGUUGCAGGUACUAUAUUUAUUGGUUAUUGCAUAUAUUUUGAUAGCAAACGUAGAAAUGAUCCGGAUUAUAAAAAAAAAAUUCGUGAACGUCGCCGUCAACACCAUACAAGUGGCGUAACUCGUGGAGGACUACCUAACCUAAAUGAUCAUAAAGCAAUUGAAAGAUAUUUUCUUCAAGAAAUUCAAUUGGGUGAGACACUUAUAUCCAAAGGUGAUUAUGAAAGAGGUGUUGAACAUUUAGCUAACGCAAUUGUUGUCUGUGGUCAGCCUGCAGAAUUACUUCAAGUUCUUCAAAGUUCUUUACCUGCUCAAGUAUUUGCCAUGCUAAUAAUAAAAAUGCAGGAAUUGGGUAACCGAUCAAACACAGAGUCUAACGAAGCUUCAAAGAUGAUCUCAUUGGAUACUGCAGGUGACACAUCUUCAACUAAAUUUGAAAAUUCAUCGGAUGCUGUUUUAAUCGAUGACCUUGAAUAGUUCAGUUUCUUUAAGAUUGUACAAAAAAAUAAUUUAAAGAAGUAUACUAAAAUAGACUUAUUUUAGUUUCAAAUUA